CAAACCUUGGCGGUCCCAACACGAGACCUAGUCAAGUCGUUUAUCUAAUCAGCGUCCAUUGAUAAGCGGUAUUCCGAGAGAGCAAUGCGCGAAUCGGCGGCGCUUACUCAUAAGUGGAGUGGCAGUAUCAUCGAGAAUUUCGCAAUUGAAACAUGUAAAGCGCUGGAGGAGAGUGAAUCAAAAGUGAAAUUAGCACAAGGAAUACUAAAAUAAGGACAUGAGUGUGGAGGUGGGUCAUGCGGCAAGUCCGCCCACUCACAUACUGGGCUAUACGAUCCGUAGCCGGACUCGUAUCUAUAUCUCCUACAUAAUUCCCACCUGUCUAGCGCUACUGGUCUUUUUGCUGCAGACAGCAACCGACCUGGCACUGAGCUAUCAACAUUUCCGGCAACAUGAUGUAGGCUAUGGAGUUGGUACAUUAAUAAUAGUACUGAUGCCACCGCUGCUCACCUACGUCCUGGUGCUCAGCUCCAGGGAUCAGCGCAGAAGCGUUCAGGCAAAUCGCAGUGCAUUUGUCAGCUGUAGCCUGGGAAUGCUUCAGCUGUUGCUGUUCCCAUUCACGGUGCUUUACCGGUUUACAAUGCGGCUAUUUUGGUCGGUUGAGGCGCUCUUCCAUGAGGAUGAUGAUGUGCAGCGCAUGAAGUGUUUGGCGAAGGCAACGCAAUCGUCCAGCAUUGAGCUUUAUUUGCUAAUCCAAGCCUAUGCUCAGGCAGCUCCACAGAUUAUACUCCAAAUGUACUACAUGCUCGGCGAGGAUCUUUUCCGAAACUAUGAAACAUCCACCUUGCAGGGCAUGUGCCUGGUAUUCGCUGCCAUAGAUCUGGCGGCGAUUACGACUAGCUAUCAUCGUAUUGAGAGCCAGCGACGCGUCGGUCGUUGUUAUCCCUGGGCAACGCCACAGCAGAUGGAGGCACAGCGCUGUCGGCUGGAGCAGAAUGAGCGCUUGUGCGGCGAGGUGGAGCGUAGAAAACGGGAAUCGGAACGCACUGUGACAACAAGCUUCCCCCAAUCUGAGAAGAUCAUGGAGAACUUUCAUGCCAGGCAGGGUCAUAGUCAGGAAGCAACCGUUGGCACACAUGAACUGAACAUACGUGGUCAUGAUGAGGUGGACAACGAUGGAAUGGAAACGGUAGAGACCAAAGCCGUGCUACACACUCCCAGCGUAGCUGCUGGCAAUGCCACCGACGAUGAUAAGAUUCACCAUGCCAUGCCCAAAUUGGUGCUGCGACGCGAGGAACUGCAGCAUGUGGACAGCAUCGAAGUACUAGAUACUGUGCCAGAGACACCAGCGCCUCCACCACCACCAUCGACGGCGCCACCAGCACUGCCCAUGCUCCGGCUGCCCACAGAGAACAGUCCACCAGAGGUGGCGCCAGAUUUGCGACGCACCAUGUCCGAUAAUGAGCACAGACGUAGUCGCCGCAUGACGCGGCCACUCUCCCAUCUAGAGACAUUCAAGGAUAUGCUGCUGAUGAAUGCACAGCUGUACAUUAAAGACCAUGUGCCACGGCCACCAAAGUUGCUCGUCGGACGUGUCGAUGAGGAGGAGUCCAGCGAUGAGCGUACUCCUCUGGUGCUGGCACAGACACCCAAAGGCACACCUCUUACUCCCAAGGAUGUGGUGGACUUUUACUUUCCGCGACCCACAAAGAUUGUGAAUGGCAUACAGCAGGAUGACUUUGCGGGCAAAACCGUUGCCUUCUUUGGCUGGAUAGCCUUCAUCAUUAUGCGCAUGCUGUCGCUGGCCACAUUCUGUGUAUUCUAUCCCCGAGCCUUCUUCAUCAUUGUGGGCGUCCACUAUGCCGUAAUGCUGGCCGCCUUAGCGCUGGAGACACGCUGCCGAGGCAGCUGGAGCCGCACACUGUUCUUUCUGCUGCUUGCGUAUAUAUACAUAUUUGUGCUGUUGGAGCUUCGUGUGUGCUUUAAGAGUGUGCGAAGGUGGUAUGGCUGGUAUCUAGUGCUCAUCCUGGUGGAGAACAUCACCAUGACUUCCAUCUGGUAUGGAGCAGAAGAGUUUGAAUCGUGGUGGUUUGGUUUCAUUUGGGAAUGGAUCGUCUACAGCGGCAUUCUGUUUCUGGCCACCAUAAUUGUUUACUACUCGAUACUGCGACCCAAGGAUGUCACCCUCAUUGUCGAGGACGAUGCACCACAGCAGACGCAACAGUCGGUUGCUUAGCAGCUUGGGCCUGUUGUCAAGCCCGGAAUACUAUGUUUACCUUAACAAAGCAAUCAUUCAAAAUAGAUAUCAUUGCUUGUAUCACAAUAAUAAAUUAUUUUCGUUAGUUUAAACACAAAA
This is a messenger RNA of Drosophila grimshawi, 2296 nucleotides long. RefSeq lists its product as uncharacterized. Bases 218 to 2176 code for a protein of 652 amino acids. The record is from RefSeq and is a predicted model, not a curated record. Gene Ontology annotation, biological process: phosphatidylserine exposure on apoptotic cell surface; engulfment of apoptotic cell; apoptotic process involved in development. The transcript is spliced from 3 exons. Gene Ontology annotation, cellular component: plasma membrane. NCBI's taxonomy places the organism in Eukaryota, Metazoa, Arthropoda, Insecta, Diptera, Drosophilidae.